Pelagomonas calceolata is the source of this 912-nucleotide messenger RNA. The record is from the annotation of a GenBank genome assembly. NCBI's taxonomy places the organism in Eukaryota, Pelagophyceae, Pelagomonadales, Pelagomonadaceae.
CUCCGGCGGGCAGCUUUUUGCGCGCGUGGAGGGGCACGUUCGACCGCAUUAUUGCUCCUUUGUAUUGCACAACAAGCCGCCGCUCCAGUGCAAGCCGCCGCUCCAGUCCACCGGGCCAGCAGUAGCAAACACAAAAGCGACAGGGCAGCCCACCUAGCUCCUUAAAUAACAAGCCGUCCCAAUCCGCACCGCGGGAGCAGCAGCAACCGCACGGACAGAUCAAUGGAGGUCUGCUGCGGCUUCUUCGGCUUCGACGCCGGCGACGCCAUCGAAGAACAGGAAGAGGAGAACCCCUUUCAUGCGCCGGCACACAAACCAAAACAGAAGCACCCGCUCGGCGUCGCGCGGCACAAGCCCGCGCACCACAAGAAGAAGAAAUCCCAUAGAGUUAUUCCGAAGCACCACCACGCGGCGCGCGCGUCGACGGUCGCCAAGGGCAACGGCACGCGCGACCACUGCGCUCUACCCAAACCGACGGGCGUCGCCUGGGAUUCGUUAACGGCGAUGAUGCCCAUCACGGACCCCCAGUGGGAAAAAGAUUUCAUGGAGCGGCUCGAUCGGAUCGAAGCGUCGGACCUGCUGCGACCGUCCGCGACGGACGGGUCGACGGUACUCAUGUUUGCUUGUGAACAUCGAGACGCGCUGGCCAUGUCUCUGAUCUUAGUACACCUCCACGACUACGAGCUGCGCCACGCGAUGAUCACGAAACGGAAUGCGAACGGGUGGAACGCGGCGUGCUACGUGAAUGAAGUAAAAGCGGGCCACCCCGUCGCCGUGCUGCUGAACGAGGAGAUGGCGAUGGUCGGCAUCGAGGAGGGGGAGCGGGACACGCACGUCCUGCCGGUGGCUCCAGCUACUUCGCCCUUCGCGAAGGUCGGGUCGUUCUUCAAGCAUAAGCCGGCCCAGUAAUAC